This is a messenger RNA of Terrapene triunguis (Three-toed box turtle), 1093 nucleotides long. RefSeq names its product LysM domain containing 3 (gene LYSMD3). Gene Ontology annotation, biological process: Golgi organization. The coding region runs from base 114 to 1037 and encodes 307 amino acids. The record is from RefSeq and is a predicted model, not a curated record. Gene Ontology annotation, cellular component: Golgi apparatus. NCBI's taxonomy places the organism in Eukaryota, Metazoa, Chordata, Testudines, Emydidae. The transcript is spliced from 3 exons.
AGACGUGGCGGCCGCGACAGGCCGCCCCGCGCGGAAGGCGCUGAUGAACGGCGGCCGCCCGGCGCCAUUGCCAUGAAGAGUUCCUGGGGGAGCGGCAGAGGCUUCCCGAGAGAAUGGCCGGGAGGAGCCAGCCCCCAGCCGGAGCCCUGCCCGCCGCGGGCAGCAGCCGCGCGUACCCGUUUGGAAACGGUCUCCAGGCGGACAGCGAGGCGCAGGAGGAGGACGGGGAAGUGUCCGAGCUGCGCCCAAGAGGGAGGGAGAAGGUCCGACGAAGUACCUCGCGAGACCGGCUGGAUGAUAUUGUGCUACUAACGAAGGACAUCCAGGAAGGCGAGACUUUAAACGCGAUAGCGCUGCAGUAUUGUUGCUCGGUUGCAGACAUCAAGAGGGUUAAUAAUCUUAUCACUGACCAGGAUUUUUUUGCACUGAGAUCUAUCAAAAUUCCAGUGAAGAAGUUCAGUGUAUUGACUGAAACGCAUUGCUCUCCAAAAGGCAAGCAAGUUUCAAGACCUUUAUCAUCUACUCAGUUUUCCCCAGAAUUCCAAGGAACAUCACCAGCUUCUGAUUCAUUUUCCUGUAAUGAGACUGUAGGCAACUUCUUGAAAGAAGUGGAUCGCGAUAUAGAACAAAUAGUAAAGUGCAAUGAUACAAAAAGAGAGAAUCUUAAUGAAGUUGUUUCUGCCUUAUCCGCACAGCAGAUAUGCUUUGAACCUGAUGCUAAAACCAAAAAGCGGAAAGAUCCCUAUUACGGAGCAGACUGGGGCAUAGGAUGGUGGACAGCAGUGGUGAUAAUGUUGGUGAUUGGCAUAAUAACUCCAGUUUUUUAUCUCUUAUAUUAUGAGGUUUUAGUGAAAGUGGACGUUAGUCACCAUUCUACAAUGGAAUCUGCCCACUCACUAGUCACAGCACCAUCGCAACAAAAACAAAUUGAAAAUGGAAUAAAUCCAGCAAACAUUAUGAAUGUUGAGAGUGAGGAGGAGCUUCAGCAUUACAAUGGAAAGUCCCAGGAGACUGUUGUUCAUAGACAUAUAACAUAACUUUCACAUGAAGAGAGAAACAGUAUAGAAUGCGAAAUGCAUCUGGAAUGCAAAGA